Messenger RNA from Macadamia integrifolia, 2157 nucleotides. Its product is annotated as AP2-like ethylene-responsive transcription factor AIL5. The transcript is spliced from 9 exons. The coding region runs from base 223 to 1815 and encodes 530 amino acids. The record is from RefSeq and is a predicted model, not a curated record. NCBI's taxonomy places the organism in Eukaryota, Viridiplantae, Streptophyta, Magnoliopsida, Proteales, Proteaceae. Gene Ontology annotation, biological process: regulation of DNA-templated transcription. Gene Ontology annotation, molecular function: DNA-binding transcription factor activity; DNA binding.
CUACACCUCGAUCCUCGUGCGUGGCUCCUUCUUAGGCCACAGCUCAUCUUCUUCUUCUUCUUCUUCUUCAUCUCCUCUUCACUUCCUUUUCUUCUCAUCUCCACCUCUAUAUCUGUGUCCCUCUCUUUCACUUCUCCUUCGUUCUUCUCUCCUUCCUUGGGGGUAUCUCUCUCUCUUUCUCUCUCUACUUCGUAACUUUCAAAAAAAAUUUCUCUCCGUUUGAUGCCUCUGUUCAACUCUUUUUCCGAAAACACCCCUCUCUCUUCUAUCACAACAAGACCAACAAGCAUGGGCUCUUCUCAAAACUGGCUAGGCUUCUCCCUCUCCAAUCAUCAUAACCCUGCAGUUGCAGACUCUUCACAGCUCUGCCUCUUCGAAGCCUUCAACACCACCACCAACAAAAACAACAACCCUCAUUGUGGGGUUGACAGUAGCGUGGAAGAAGAUGGAAGCAGAGGAUCGAAUCUGCCGAUGCUCACAUCCGGUCCAAAGCUGGAAGAUUUCCUUGGCGGAGCAGGCGGCGCCGCUGGUGGUCAAGCGUCGUUCUGUCAGUUUCCUGGUGAGAAUCAAGUGGCGGUGGCUGACACCACUGGUAUUUAUGGUUCAGAGCUGAAAACAAUCGCUGCUAGUUUCUUGCGUGGCUACUCAAUGGAACAAACUGGGACAGAGAAACCGGUUGCCCUGGUCGAAUCUGCUUCAAAGAAAGCUGUUGAUACCUUUGGCCAGAGAACUUCGAUUUAUCGAGGAGUCACCAGGCAUAGAUGGACUGGAAGAUAUGAAGCUCAUCUAUGGGAUAAUAGUUGCAGAAGAGAAGGGCAGAGCCGCAAAGGAAGACAAGUUUAUUUGGGUGGUUAUGAUAAAGAAGAGAAAGCAGCAAGAGCGUACGACCUUGCAGCUCUCAAGUACUGGGGUCCAACUACUACUACAAAUUUUCCGGUCUCUAACUAUGAAAAGGAGCUGGAGGAGAUGAAGAAUAUGACCAGGCAGGAGUUUGUUGCUUCACUCAGAAGGAAAAGCAGUGGGUUCUCCAGGGGAGCUUCAAUCUAUAGAGGUGUCACAAGGCAUCAUCAACAUGGUAGAUGGCAGGCAAGAAUAGGUAGAGUUGCAGGCAACAAAGACCUCUACUUGGGAACCUUCAGGACCCAAGAAGAAGCAGCUGAAGCCUAUGACAUUGCAGCAAUCAAGUUCAGAGGUCUGAAUGCAGUGACCAACUUUGACAUGAGUAGAUAUGAUGUGAAAAGCAUAGCUAACAGCAAUCUUCCUAUUGGAGGCAUCACAAACAAGACCAACAAGACAUCUUCAGAAUCAGCUUCUGAUAAUAAGAGUGGGUCAGAUGAUAGAGAUCAUCUCUCUUCAGCAUCUUCAGUGUCCUUUGUUUCACAGCCUUCAUCUACAACUCUCAGCUUUGCAAUACCCAUUAAGCCAGACCCAUCAGAUUACUGGUCCAUCCUUGGUUAUCAUAAUCAGAACCAAAAUAAUCCAUCUCAAACAGCAACAACUAUAAGCUUAUAUCAAGAUGGGUUCUUAAAUGGUGGAAUGGAUUUCUCUGCAACUUCUGGUGGUGCUGCAAAUGGGAGCAAUAAUAAUGGAUUCUUGAAUGGAGGAGUAGGAGGGUUCGUAGGAGGGCCACAGUGUGGUAGUACAAAUGGUUCAAUUUCAAUCCCUUUUGCUACACCCAUUACUGUGAGUGGUAGCAGCAGCAACAGUUAUGAGGGCUCUAGUUAUGGGAGUUGGAUUGCGCCAUCUCUUCAUGCAUUUCAAUCUGCAAAACCUAAUCUUUCAGUGUUUCAGACCCCCAUUUUUGGAAUGGAAUGAUCUCAUCCAUCAGAGACUCACAGUGUAGAGGUGAAAAGAGAGAAUAUGUGAGGUGGGUCAUGGGUGGGGGAGGACUGUUGCUAACAUGCGCAGCUACUAGCUGGAGCUCUACUUACCUGAAAAGAUGAGAUGAAACUGACAUUCCGUUCAGGGUAGCAGAGAGAUGACAGUGAAGACUAACAGAAAUCUAAGCUUACUGAGUCCCUUUCUUUUUCUUUUUGGUUUUUUGCUUAAGUUCUUUUACUUUUGUACUGACAUGAUUUAUAUGAGUAUAAUCGGAAAGAGCUCCUUCUGUAAUCUUUAUGUUAGUAUCAAUCCUAAGACUCUUCAUUUCGGAUUCCA